This is a messenger RNA of Xylaria bambusicola, 948 nucleotides long. RefSeq lists its product as uncharacterized. Lineage: Eukaryota; Fungi; Ascomycota; Sordariomycetes; Xylariales; Xylariaceae. The record is from RefSeq and is a predicted model, not a curated record. The transcript has a single exon. The coding region runs from base 1 to 948 and encodes 315 amino acids.
AUGUCAUACUUCGAACGCACCUCUUCUCCUGUCCUCACCAUGGCCCCAAGUGCGCCUCACGGCGCGUUUGCCAUGCCUCCCUUUUCACACCAGUCCUCUCCACUUAGCCAUGUCCAUUCCUUGGGACCCUCAUCAUACAUGUCCAACAGCAAUGGCACCUCGUCAACGGCCGGCCGCAAGCGCUCCAGAGAUGAAGCCGGCGUCAAUCUUGAUGUCGAGGAAGCCAAGCUCCAGACUAUCGAACCCGUCAAAGAACCAGAAGACGAGUGGGUUUAUGGCGAAGGCAUGGUGCUCAUCAAGUCACCAUCAUCGUAUGUCGCAAGCGCUGGUAGUCAAUCCGGAACCUGGCUCGAGGAAAAAGCCGCCGCAGACGAGAAACGCAAGAAUGAAGAGGCUCGAGCUAUCAAUCAGCAAGCACGACCAUCUCUCCGCAGUCACAAAUCUCAACGAUUGGAUAUGAACUCUGUAUCGCUUUCUAGCGCCGAGACCCAAGCGAGGCGGACUAGCCCUGUUCGCGACACCGCCCCUGCGGUAUCUACGCCUGGUCUUUCCACAGAUGCCAGCACCCAGCCUAUCGUCGACAACUUUACACUUCAUCUCGGCAUUGGGUGGCGUCGCAUAAGCGAAGAUGAACAUAUCCAGGCUGCGGCUCGUGGCUGGUCGCGCUACAUCGAGAACCACUUCCCUGUGACCAAUGCUCAAAUCCGAUUAGAAAGCAAAGGGCUUCAAUCCUAUCUUGUCGAGGCUUCCGAAGGCUUUUUCUUAUUCGCCGAAGACUUGCGCCAGGGCCAGCUUGUCAGCAGGAAUGUUGACCAAGCUCUUCUCAACUUGAAGUCGACACCCCCAGUCUUUGAGGGUCUCGAGGUCAUGACGGCUGCAGAAUCCCCGCGACCUAUCGACAUGCCUUCGCCCCAAGUGCCAGUAUCUGUGGAGAUGGACAUGAGCUAG